Molecule: messenger RNA, 345 nt
Organism: Eimeria necatrix
Lineage: Eukaryota; Apicomplexa; Conoidasida; Eucoccidiorida; Eimeriidae
Exons: 1
Coding region: 1-345 (114 amino acids)
Source: RefSeq, a predicted model, not a curated record
AUGGAAGCCCCCAGCAGCAGCAGCAGCAGCAGCAGCAGCAGCAGCGGGGCUGCCGCCACCUUCCAGUACACCAGCCUGCCCAUGCUCCACCUGCAGCAGCAGCAGCAGCAGCAGCAGCAGCAGCAGCAGCAGCAGCAGCAGCAGCGGAGGAAGCCUUCUCUCUUAGAAAGCGGAGAGCUGGAGCCUUUGCCUUUGCCCACAACGACUUCGGGGGUUCGCUGCGCCUCUGCGGUGUACAGACCCUCCAGCAAGGCCCACGGGCUGCUGCUGCAGCAGCUGCAGCAGCAGCAGCUGCAGCAGCUGCAGCUGCUGCAGCGGCCCCAGUUCGGCCUCAGCUCCUCGUAA